CGCUUUGCGCGAGACAGACGAUUCUCAUAACGGAAAAUAUUGAUAUUACAAUGAGCUUUUUUAACCUGGACCGGUUCCGUUUCCAAAGGGACAAUGCAGGUGUCAGUCACGGUAAACCAUUGGAUGAAUCCAGCUCGGAUAAGGAGAACCAGCGCGCCCACCAAAGAAAGACCGAUGGUCGAUGUUCAUCAGGCAAGACAUCAAGACACACAUUGGGGGAUGUAUUUGCUGAUGACACAAUUGUCAAGAUGAGCAAAGAUUCAACAGAGUCCAAGCACCAGAUGAACAAGGACAUGGAGGACAGAAUAAUCAAACUAUUGGAGAUCUUCCCUCAGAAGAGUAAGAAAGAUCUACUUGAGGUGGUUGAGAGCACCAGCACACUGGAGGGAGCUAUAGCACAUUGUUUAAUGGUUUAUGGGGAUGAAGAUUCAGGCAGACAGAAAGGCAAAGCGGGACAUAGCGAUGAUGAUCAGCCAAAGAAGAGGAGAAAAAUUGUGGGUUCAGAUUCGGAAUCUGAGGAGGAUGAAGAUUCUGAGGAUGAGGAGAGUCAAGAGCCAAGCAGAGAGAAGCAGGAGGAUUUAUUGAAGAAGAUGAAGAAGAAACUACCUGAUAUCAAAAAAGAGGUCCUGAGGGAUGUCCUGAGAGAGCAUGACUGGGACUAUGACAAUGCAUUGGGAUCACUGCUUGUGUUUUCAUCAACAGAUUCAAGUUCACCAGAAGAUCAGAGAAAGCAAGAGUCAAAAUCUUCUUACUCCAGGGAAAAAAAUGACAAGACUCUACAAAAGGCCGACAGCUCGUCUAGUCUGUCAAGAUGGCUGACAGUAGCACCGUCUCCCAUGUCAAAAGUCUCGAGUGUGUCUACUCCAAAAACACACAAAUCUGCAGUCAGCAAAAGCACGACCAAGAACGCAUCCUUUAAACGGAAGAGAGGCGAUGAAUUGCCUCUUGAUGACAGCAGUGCAUCUGAGGAUGAAGAUGAGAUUGACAGUGAUGUUGAGAGUAUCUCUGAUGAUCUGGACUCGGAGGAUGAGGAGGAGAGUGUCUCUGACAGUCUUCAGGACAAAAUCAUUAAGUUUCUCCAAGAGGCUUCCCUAGAUGAGCUUGCUCUGAUAUCUGGCUGCUCGAUCAAAAAAGCCCAGAAGAUCAUUUCGCUGAGGCCUUUCAACAAUUGGAAAGAUGUGAAAGAGCAGUUCUAUAAGGAUAAUGGGCUGUCUAUAGACCUGGUACAUGGCUGCAAGGUGGUGCUUAAGGAGAGGCAAGUGGUUCGAGACCUUAUGGGAAGAUGUGAGAAGAUUGCACAGAAAAUGACUAAAGAUGUCACCCAGGUCAUAGAAGCGGGUAUGGGCUCCAUCAAGCAUCCCAAAGUCCUGAACAGCAAAUUAACACUACAGCCAUAUCAGGUGAUUGGCUUGAAGUGGCUGAUUCUUCUGCACCAGCACAAGCUGAGCGGCAUCCUAGCAGAUGAAAUGGGGCUGGGUAAAACCAUUCAGGCCAUCUCUUUCCUGGCUCAUUUGUAUGAAAAAGGAAUCAAGGGCCCUCAUCUUAUUACCGUACCCUCGUCCACACUGGAUAACUGGGUUCGUGAGCUGGGUCUUUGGUGUCCUAGUCUCAAAGUUCUUAUUUACUAUGGGUCUGUGGAAGACCGCAGAUAUUUGCGACAAGACAUCCUCAGUGGUUUGGUUGAAUUCAACAUCAUAGUAUCCACCUACAAUCUCACAAUAGGGAAUGACCAUGACCGCAGUCUGUUCCGCAAGCUGAGGCUGAAGUAUGCAGUGUUUGAUGAAGGCCACAUGCUAAAGAAUAUGAACUCGCUGCGCUACCGCCAUCUCAUGGCCAUCAAUGCUGAGCACAGAUUGCUGCUGACUGGAACACCUUUACAAAACAACCUGCUGGAGCUCAUGUCCCUGCUGAACUUCAUCAUGCCCUCUAUGUUCUCUAGCAGCACCUCACAGAUCUCCAAAAUGUUCUCUACGAGGUCGUCAGAAGAGGAAAGCAGUUUUCACAAGGAGAGAAUCGCGCAGGCCAAACUUAUCAUGAAGCCAUUCAUCCUGAGACGAGUCAAGCGUGAGGUGUUGAAAGAACUUCCACCAAAAGUGGAGAAAAUUGAAAUGUGUCCCAUGAGUGACGCCCAGCAGAAGCUGUAUGACAAACUUUUCGAAAGACUCAAGAAGACUCCAAAUGGAGACAAGCGGGAGCUUUGCAAUGUGAUGAUGCAGCUGAGAAAGAUGGCUAAUCAUCCGUUGCUGCACCGCCAGUACUAUACCAGUGACAAAUUGGCUGCCAUGAGUAAAGCCAUGCUUAAGGAGCCGUCACAUUUUGAUGCCGAUCCUGCGCUGAUCCAGGAGGACAUGGAAGUGAUGUCUGAUUUUGAGCUGCAUAAUUUAUGUAAGCAGUACUGCUCCAUUAGCAAUUUUCAGCUGAAUAAAGAGCUCAUCUUAGAUUCUGGGAAGUUUGCGCUGUUAACCAAGACGCUCGCCGAGCUCAAAGAAAAGGGUGACAGGGUUGUGCUUUUCAGUCAAUUCACCAUGAUACUGGACAUUGUGGAGAUGCUGCUUAAGAACCUUGAUCAUCAGUUUGUUCGACUAGAUGGUUCUACUCCCAUGGCGGAGAGGAUUGGUCUCAUUGACAAAUACAAUACAAGUCCUGAGAUAUUUGUGUUCCUUCUGUCGACCCGGGCUGGUGGCCAGGGAAUAAACCUGGCCUCGGCUAACACAGUCAUACUGCAUGAUAUUGAUUGCAAUCCAUUUAAUGAUAAACAAGCAGAGGACCGCUGUCACCGAAUGGGGCAAACCAGAACAGUGCAGGUGAUCAAGCUCAUCAGCAGGGACUCAAUUGAGGCCAGCAUGCUCCGCGUUGGACAGGAGAAGCUAAAAUUGGAACAGGACAUGACCACUGAUGAAGGUGAGGACGGUGCUAUGACUGAACAAAUGGCAGAGCUGCUCAAAGUUUCACUUGGCCUUUGAAACCUAAAGAACAUGGAGCAAUAGCUGCUUGUGGAUUUCCCUUCACUCAUCAAGUGCUAACAGCAACCUGAAACCAUAAACCUGGCCUUUUGAUUACCAGCUUACUUCAUGGGGGAUUUGGUGAAGAUUGGCACUUUUUCCAAUGUUCAAAUAUUUGAGGUCAGUUAUUAAAUGCACACAAAUCUUGGACCAAUGUUCUGGCCAUAGAGGAGACUGUAUUACUCUGGGUACUGUAUUACUAUUAUACUUGGUAAUCUUCCACACUAUGUCUUAUGUGCCAUCAGAAUGACUGUACUUAACCCACCAGGGAAUUUAGCCCCCACAGGACUGGCGAGUUGGUUCCAGAUUACAGACCUUCUGUAAGGCACUGCU
Rhinichthys klamathensis goyatoka is the source of this 3335-nucleotide messenger RNA. It is a transcript of the gene smarcad1a, whose product is annotated as SWI/SNF-related, matrix-associated actin-dependent regulator of chromatin, subfamily a, containing DEAD/H box 1 a. The transcript has 23 exons. Lineage: Eukaryota; Metazoa; Chordata; Actinopteri; Cypriniformes; Leuciscidae. Gene Ontology annotation, cellular component: nucleus. Gene Ontology annotation, molecular function: chromatin binding; ubiquitin binding; ATP binding. The record is from RefSeq and is a predicted model, not a curated record. The coding region runs from base 51 to 2963 and encodes 970 amino acids.